ACAGGCUGUGACCGAGGCGACGACGGCUUCCGCCAAGUCCGAGACCCGCUGUGAGGGCCUGGCGUCAAGCCUCAAAAAGCUGGAGGAGGAACUAACACAAGCUCAGCAGAAGGCUACGGAGGCAGCUCGGCUUAAGGAGAAGCUGGAGUCUGCUGAGGCGGAGCUGCAGCAUGUCAAGGCAGCAGCGCAGGCCGAGUUUGGACGCGUGCAAGCCGAGGUCAGCAAGGCCUUCCAGGUGGCGGAGCAGGUGCGUGAAGAGAUCAUGGCGGAGGCCGACAACCGCGUGCGCGCAGUCGAGCGAGCCGCGGCAGAGGCCACCGGCAGAGCGGAGGCCCAGGCAGCGGCCGCCAUUACUGCCCUGGAGGCGAGGCUGCGUGAGGCAGAGGCCGCGCGCUCGGAGGCUCUGUCACGUGCAGACGCGAGGGUUGCUGCGGCGGAGCAGGCAGCAGCGGCACAGUCGGCCAGUAGCGCGUCCAUGAUGGCAUCACUGCAGGAGGAGAUGAGCAAGGUGCGUUCAUUGCUGGACACCGCGGAAGCAGACCUGCGGGCGCUUAAGGCGGACCGCGCUGCUGGGCUGCAGCAUGUGGCCAGUUUAGACGCGCAGCUUCGCCGGGCAGCUGAGGAGGCGGUGCGCUGGCGCAAGUCCGCCGCGCCGCGCAUUCGUGACCGGAUGGUGAUGCUGGCCAAGUUGCGUGUGCUGCGGCGGAAGCGGGCGGACCUGGUGGAGCGGCUGGCUGCAGAGCGGCAGCGGGGCGCGCGGCUCAGCGCGGCCGCGGAGGCGCGCCAGCUCAAGCUCAAGCAGGGCGCGGCGCAGCUACGGCAGCUCCAGAUCGACAACGUACAUCUCAGCUCACGGCUGCAGGAGGCGGAGAGCCGAGCCGCGCGGGCAGACGCACUGCUGCCCCGCAUGGAGGACCGCAGGAUUGCCCUGGAGCAAGACCGCAAGUCGCAGUCAGAAAAGCUGGCAAAGCUCUCCGGCCAGCUGGCAGAGGCCACCAAAGCGGCGGAGGCGGCGCGCAAGGCUGAGGCGACGGCUCGCAAGGAGCUGGAGCGCGUCAUGCGUGAGCAGCUGGAGCCGCAGCAGAAGCGCACCGCGACAGUGCUACAAGAGCUUGAGCGGGCCGCGGCGGCGCUGCAGGAGAGCCAGGCGAACGCAACGCGGUUGCUACAGCAGGGCGAGUCGCUGCGCGCUGAAGUGGAGGAGUUGCAGCACAUGCUCGAGCACGAGCGUGACCAAGCCCAAGAGCAGCUGCUGGUGGCAGCUCGGGACGUUACCGAUCGCGACGCGGUCAUUGCGGACAUGCGGCAGCAGCUGGCCGUCGCGCAGGCGGCGGCCGCCGCUGCCGCGUCCCUGCUGCCGGCGGUGCAGUCCGGCCAGCUCAGCGAUGCAACAGCAGUGCAGGUGCACCUCAUAGGUCAGCUGGGUCAGCUGCAGGCGGCAAACGUGGAGCUGGAGGCGCGGCGCGCGGCCGUGGAGGCGGAGUUGGAGGUCCUGCGCGUGCGCAUCGGCCGAGCCGAAGCCGGCCUAGCGCGGCCCGCAACAGCAACUGGGUCGCACUCCAUGCACACUGUAUACGCCGCGCCGCAAGGCGGCCAGGCCCAGGUGCUCGCACUUGACAACCUGGCCGCGAGCGUCCGUAGCCUAGCCGGUGUCGCAGCCCACCAUAGCUACGCCGCCGGUCGAGACGACGGCACUGCCAGUGUUGCUGGCUCCUACACGCGCGACGCGGCGGGCUCGGACGUCAUCGCCGCCAAGGACCAACGCAUCCACGAGCUUCGUGCGGCGCUGGCGUCGGUGAUGUCUGACCGGACCGUGGCGCAGAAGGAGGCUGCGGCGGCGCGUGACGAGGCCGUCCGUGCAGCUGCCGCCAGUGCCGAAGCCGCAGCCAGGGCGGCAGCGGAGGCAGAGGCCCAGUCCAAACGAAUUCACGAGCUGCAGGCUGAGGUGGAGCAAGCCGCUGCCAACGUCAGCGCGCUCCAGGCGGCGCUGCAGGAGCGUGAGCAGCGUAAUACUGCCGCUCUUGAGGACCUUCAGGCGCAGCUGCGAAAAGCGAUUGAGCUCGCGGACGCACAGCGCGCAGACGAGCUGGCAGCUGCUCUCACUGAGGCGGAGGCGCAAGCCGAGGCGCGCGAGGCUUGGUGGCGCAAGGAGCUGGAGGGAAUGGAGGCGCGACAGCGCGAGGCAGCUUCACAGGCCGAAGCCCAUGUGCACAGCGAAGUAGGCGCAGUCGAGACACGGGCACGCGCAGACGCAGAUGCGCGGGAGGCGCGCUGGCGCGAGGAGGAGGCGCGCUGGCGGGAGGACGCCCGCAGCGCGGAGGCCAGGUGGCGGCAGGACGCUGAAGCGCACGAGGUGCGCGCACGCGAGGCGCUUGACGCGGCUGAGCGCACCGCCAAGCAGCAACUGGAGGAUGCCCGUGCACACGCUCAGCAGCAGAUCGCUGCGCUGGAGCAGCGGCUUCGCGCGGAGGCGUCGGCAAGCGAGAAGCGUGUGCGUGACGCGGAGCGGGCUGUGGCUGAGGCCAUGACACGUGCCGAUGAGCGGACUCGUCAGGCUGAGCGUGCGCGCGAGCAGCUAUCGCAGAUGCAGACGCUGCAUGCGUCAGCGGAGGAGGCGGUGAAGCAGCUCACGUCGCAGCUACGCGAGCUGCAGGCGGGAGGCAGCAGUGCAGCGCAGUCGGCGGCCGCGGAGGCAGCGGCCCUGUCCGCGACCGUGGACACCCUGCGCCGCGAGGCCACCCUUGCAAAGGACACCGGUGACGCUCACGAACAGGAGGUGAAGCGGCUACAGGCGCAGCACGAGGCCGCGGCGGCGCUGGGCCGCUCGCUGGCGUCACAGCUGCAGGGGCUAAGUGAGGACCUUGCGUCUGCACGCACGCGCAUUAGCGUGCUGCAGACAGAAGUGGCAACGCAGCAGGCGGAGCUCGACACGCUGCGGCAGACCAAUGCGACCCUCAAGGCGAGCUUGGCGGCCGCAGAGGACCGGCACUUGGACAGCGAGGCGCAGCUGGUGGAGGCCGAGCAGUCCCUAUCCAGGCAGCAGGGGCUCGUGCGCCAGGUUCAAUCAGAGAAUGAACGUCUGCAUGAGCAGUACAAGGAGCUCCAGCAGCAGCUGCAAAAGCUGACGCAGGAGCGCAGGUCGGCCAUGAUUGCUUCGGCAGCAGCCGCGGCCACAACGCCGCUGACUGCUCGGGAAGGAGCUGCAUCAACUGCAGCGGGCAGCCCGACGCGCAGCCGGGCAGCACCCACUGCUGCUACGCCAGGCGCAGCAGGCCGGCAUGGCACCGCGUCAGCUGCAAGGACGCCAGCUGCAUCCGUGGCCGUCAGCGCCCGCGGGCGGCAGGUGGCGGCAGCGCUGCUGGCGGCGGCGGGCUCGCCGGGUGCCGAGUCGUUGGGCCACGCUGCGGCCGCUGCGGCAGGUGACCUGGAGCGCCAGCUGCUGGAGGUGACAGUCGCUGAGAUGCAGGCCAAGUUGGAGGCCCUGCAGGGGGACUUGUUUGCGGCCGAGGCACGGUCGUCACAGGAGGACCACAACUCGCAGCUGCUGCACAUGGAUCUACAGGCAGCGGUGACCCGCAUGCGGGCAGCAGAGGGCAAGGUUGCGGACCUGCAGGUGCAGCUACAGGCAACGGCAGCGGGUACGGCCGAGGACGUGGGCGCUCUGCGGCAGCAGGUGUUGGACCUGGAACUGCAGCUGGAGGCACAGCGUGACCGCGAGCAGGCAGCGCAGGAGGCCGUGGCUCGAGCCAGCGCCCGGUGCGAGGAGCUGCAGCAGCAGGCCGCGACCACCGAGCGGCGCGUGGAGGCGCUCACACACGAAUGCGAGGACCGGGACCUGGAAAUUGGAGUCCUGCGGGCACAGCUGGCGUCGGCCUCGGCUGGGCGGCUCGCGGAGGGCUUGCAGGACCAGUCCCGGCAGACUUCACAUGUACAGUCGGCCCUGGAGCUUCAGGCGCGGCAGCAGGCCAUUCUGGUGGACUCCCUGCAGGUCGAACUCCAAACGAUGCUGACACGGGCUGAAGCAGCCGAGACGGCCCUCGCAGAGACCCGCUCGGCAAUGGAUGCGCUCCGGGCGGAAGCUGAGGGCGCCACGCGGCAGCGCGAAGUGGCGGUCACGGAGGCAAAGGCAGCGGCGGAGACGCUUGCCAAGCUCCGAGGCGACUCCAGCAAGUAUGCGGAGCGCCUGUCCAACCUUGAGGCGGAGCUGCUGGAGGCGCAGGCGGCCCGCGACAAAGCUGUGGGACAGGUCCGUGCCGCUGAGGCCCAGGCGGAGGAGGAGCGGUCGGAAGUCAGGUCAUUGCGGCGUCAGCUGCAGGCGCAAGUGGAAGCAGGCAACGGUAGCCGCAGCGAGGCCGGCGGUGCGGCGUUCUCGGAGCGUGUGGCGGAUUUGGAGGCGGCACUGGCAGCUGCCAGACAGCAGGCUCGGGACGCUGAGGACGCUGUGCUCGAGGCUGCAGCGGCACAGGUCCGAGCAUCUGCGUUAGAAACGCGCACGCGCGAACUGGAGGUGGCGCUUACUGAUGUGGAAAUCCGAUUGGCCGCGGCUGUGGAGGCGGAGACGCGCGCCGGGGGCUCACUCGUCGCGCAGCGCGAGGCCGCGCGCCAGGAGGUCCAGGAGCUGCAGCUCCAACUGCGUGCGGCUGCUGACAAGUUGGCCCUCAGCCAGCAGCAGGUGCAGGACCGCGAGGCCCGGCUCGAGGGCUACGCCGGCCAGGUGACGUCCAUGUGCAAGCAGACGGAGGUGCUGGAGGCUCAGCUGCGGGAGGUGCGCCAACAGCUUCGUGCCGCCAUGCAGGAGCGAGACAACUACCGCAAGCAGGCGACCGCCUCGAGUCUGGAGCUAGAGUACAGCGAAGGUGCGCGCAGCGCCCGGCACAACGACGACGCGUCGAGCGUGGAGGGCGGCACACCGCAGCUGGUCGGCAUGCUCACCGAGAACCGCGAUCUACUGGACAAGAUUACGACUAUGCACAACAAGCUCAAGCUCGCACGUGCCAAGAUCUCACAGCUGGAGCAAACCGUCCGCAGCCGGGAUGCUGAAGCCGCAGCUCGGCGAGCUGAAGCAGCUUCCGCAUCGACAGGGCCCGGCAAGCUCGUUAGCGGCUCAGUGCACAAUUCUGGGCCAUUGAUAGAUGCUCUGCGCGCGGAACUCCAAGCGUAUAAAGAUGCGCUGAGGUCGGCUCAGGAUGAGGCUGCGGCCAGCGCAGCUGUCGCUGCCGAGGCGCAGGCGCGCUGCGAGGCCCUGACGCAGCGGCUGGCACAGGAACGGGGGCAGCAUGCCUCACGCAGCCAGGCGGGCAACCACACGGAAGAGGCACUUACCCCAUCCACACAUCAGCGCAUCAACAGCUCACGCACCGGAGAGGAUGAUGGCGGCAGCGACGGGCUGCUGCAAAAAGUCCGGGCGCAGUAUGCGGAAAUCGAGUCCUUGCAGACCGAGCUUCAGUCCGCAAACGCAAAACGGACUGAGCUCGCUCGGCAGGCGGCGGCGCUUGGGCAGCGCGUGGCAGAAUCCGAGAUGCGGGAGCGGGAGCUGUCAUCUGAGGGCGAGAUGCUGCGGCAGCAGCUGGCGCUGGCGCAGCAGCAGCUCAGCAGCCGGCAGGCCCUGCUGGAUCAGCUGACGUCGCAGCACAAGCAGCAGCUGGGCUCACGGGCCGCGCCUGGGAGCCCCGCGGGGCCAUCCAGGUCCCAAGACUCGGGCGCAGCGGGCUUUCUGGCCACCCUGUCCGUGAGCUCCGGCUCGCAGGUGGCCUCGUCGCAGCAGCAGCUGGUGUCGGCACAGCAGUCCGCGCAACAGGCGUCCAAGCUGGACCGGGUGGUGGCUAUGUGGCGGGACGCGUGCAGGGCCAAGGAUGCCCAUAUGCAGGAGAUGCAGGCUGACCUGACCACCUUCAGUGCCCAACUGGAGAAAGUGCGCGCGGAGGUGUCGUCCUUGACAGCACAGGUUGUGGAGCGGGAGCAGGCCCUAGGGGCCGCCACGCGGCAGCUGGACCUCACGCGUCACAGCUUGGAGGAGCAGCUUCUAGCGGCGGAGGAGAAGCUAGCCGUUAGGUCACGGAAGCUAUCCGAGGCGGAAGACGAACUCCAGCGGCGCGACCAGGAGCUGCACAGCCUCCGGACGCAGCUGCAAGCCACGCAACGGUCUCUGGUGGCGCUGCAGGAUGAAAGUGACGGGCACCGCGAGGCGGCAUACACCUCAGCGUCACAGCUGGCCGAGGCGCAGCAGCAAGUGCAGCACCUACAGGGGGAACUGCGGCAGCUCCACCGUGACAGCAGCGCCGCCGCGCAAAAGGCGCAUGAAACUGCGGGGCAGGUGCAGCCGCUGCAGGAGCAGAUGUCGCGUGCAGAGGCGCAGGUGGCGCAGGUGGCUGCCAUGCUGCGGGGCGCUCUCGCCACCAGCGCAGCGUAUAACACGGAAGGCCAUGCCCUGGCAACCCCAGGGAACCUGCCCACAUCGCUGCGCUUGCUGGAGGAGCUCGUCUCGGUGCUGGUCGAGGAACUGCAGCGCCGCACCAAGACCGUCAGCGAGGCGGAGUCGGCGAUGGCAGCGCUGCAGUCGCAGCUGGCGGCGCGGCAGGACGACAUCAGCCGCCUGGAGGCGCGGCUAAAGGCCAGCCAGGACGGAUUGGCGGCGCGGCUGGACGAGCUGUCCCGGCUGCAGACGGCGCUGCGGCGGAAGGAGGCGGACUGCGAGGCGGUGGAGGCGGAGAUUGCGGCGCAGAUCGGCGACUACCAGCGCCUCAAGCAGCGGCUGCUGCAGCAGGAGAGGGACAGCAGCCGGCUGUCGGCUGACCAGGAGUCAAUGCUGCGGCGCUGCGACGAGCUGGAGGGUGCGCUCGCAGCCAAGCAGGAGGAGUGCGCGCUGCUAAACAAGAAGUGCGCGCAGCUGGAGGAGCAGUGGCAAGCAGGGCGGGCGGCUCUGGCGGCGCUCCAGGAACGAGUGCGCUCUCUCGAUGCCCAGUCCGAGGUGCUGCAGCGCAGCAACCAGACUGCGGCGCUCGCACGCCAGGACGCAGCGGCCUCAUUGGAUGCAGCGCGAUCAGAGCUGCGUAGCGUGGCGCAGCAGGCGGCGACUUACCGAGAGCAGCUAGAGCAGCGGAACAACGAAAUCAGGGAGCUGAACUCCAUGCUGCAAGCCUGGGAGGCGAUGCGGCUGGGCAAGGACGCUCAAAUUGCGGCGCUGCUUGAGCGCUGCAAGCGUCAUGAGGAAGACGCUGCGGAGAAGGCGCGCACUGUCGAGGCACUGCGACGCAAGCUGCAGGCCUUCGGUGCCGCACCAUCGGGGCGGCCCAGCAUGGGCGCGGCAGCUGCGGCUGGCAGCCCCAACAGCAGCUCAUACGGCACGCCGCUGGCACCAGCGACCCAUGAACUGCAAGCACCUGACACCCAGCGCUCUGUGCAGUCGACGCAGUCACGCAGCGCAGGCGUCGGAGGCAGUAAUAUGGGGGCGCGGCACAUACAUGUGCACAUGCAUGGUAUCGGAGCGCCAGCCAUGUCACCAGCCGUAUCUGGGACCGGCUCAACGAUGGCAGCAGGGUAUCGGGGUUGAGGAAAGGUGUUCGUGGGCGUGUGUACAUGGGGUAUGUAGCAGUGUCGGGAUCAUCACGGGCUUGCGCCUCUGUUACGGUGACAAACAACGAGUGGCGGUCAUCCUUGGUGAGGCGUUUGGCGUGGCCUGGCGUGGCAUUUGCUUGCAUGUACCCAUUGGCGCAGCUGGGCUUGUGGAGAUAUCACCCGGGGUGGGACGGAAAUAUUGCGAAAUAACUUUACCAUGCAUCCAUGACAGCCGGUACGCCGGUACAUUACCACAAUGUAAUCAUAAUGCGAA
This is a messenger RNA of Chlamydomonas reinhardtii, 7828 nucleotides long. RefSeq lists its product as uncharacterized. NCBI's taxonomy places the organism in Eukaryota, Viridiplantae, Chlorophyta, Chlorophyceae, Chlamydomonadales, Chlamydomonadaceae. Bases 500 to 7549 code for a protein of 2349 amino acids. The record is from RefSeq and is a predicted model, not a curated record. The transcript is spliced from 54 exons.